Molecule: messenger RNA, 29771 nt
Organism: Podarcis lilfordi (Lilford's wall lizard)
Lineage: Eukaryota; Metazoa; Chordata; Lepidosauria; Squamata; Lacertidae
Source: the annotation of a GenBank genome assembly
AUGGAGAUGACUCCCUCAAACAAGGACCCAAAUGGACUAGACAACCCCAUAUUUAUAGUAAGUUCUAUAUUUGUAUUUUAAAUCAGAUGCCUGCAUAGUGAGCUUGAAUAAAACCAAACAACAAGAAAAUAAAAAUAAAAAUAAAAAAGUGGGGAAAGAGAGAAAUGGAUAGAGUAAGCCAGGGGAUAGGAACUUGGGGCUUCAGCACCCAACAUCCUUGACCAUUGGGCAUGCUGGCUAGGUCUCAUGGGAAGUGGAAUCUGGGGUGGGGGUGGGCAUGGACUUACCAAUGUUAGGCUGUGUUUACAAUUGCCAAAACGUAUUUAUUUCUUGUAAAACUCUUUUUCUCCCUUAUGUGUGGUGGAACUAUGUUGAAUACACUUCUGUUUCUGAGUAAAUUGUAACAGUUCACUACUUGUAUUGUCCUUUAAAUUUGACAAAUAAGAGAGAGGAAGAAUGGAUUAUUUUUUAUUACAUGACAGUUCACUCCCUAUCAUAUCCUUCUCUGCUUAAAAAAAAGAAAAGAAAGAUUAUCUCUUGCUUUUCUGCCCCUACUCUGCCCCUACCCUAGACAGGCCAGAACAAAGAAAUAUUGUUAGCAUUUUAAAAACUUUAGGAUAGUGAACGUUCCUAAAGUUUAUGCACCCCUAUCCUGCAUCAUUGUAUGCCUUUGGUGGGUUCUGAGGCUGCAAUUUUGUGAACGCUUGCUUAGAAACAUGGGCGUAGCCAGGAUUUUCAUGGGGGGGUACUUUGUUAGAGGGGUAUGACUUUCGUUAGGGGCGUCAGAACCAAUGUGGUUGGUCAGUUAGUUAAGUAUUUCUAUAGUUUUACUUGAUCUGAGGGGGCAGCUGCCCCCCCCAACUAUGCCUAUGCUUAGAGGUAAUUCCAUUAUAUUCUCCGGAGCUUACAACUGAGUAAACUUUCAUAGAAUUAGACUGCACGUCUAGGAGAAAAAAAAGAACACAAAUGUGUGUACAUGCACAAAUACAUGGCUAAAAGAGGAAUACACCUGCCUGACUACCUUUGUAAACAAUGUAGAUAAUAUCUAGCAGCACAGCAGUGAAAAGUGUUAUGCUUUCAUAUAGCCUCAGAGAGGGGAUCAGUAGGCAGAGCUUGCAAAAAGGUCCAGGAUCCAUCUCUAGUUAAAGGAUCACAGCUGCUAAGAAAGAUCUGUUUCAGAGACCCUAGAGAGGCACUACUAGUUAGACAACAUGCUAGCUGGACCACUGGAAAUUCAGUAUUCUUCUUUUGUUCUCUGUGCUUGAGGAUAACUUUGCUGUUUAGACUUCCAGGGCUAAAUUGCUUUGCCAUCAGCAAGUCUGGUAAAUCAAGUCCUCGUGCUAUUUGGAAAGAGUCCAAGCCACAUGCAAAUAACUUCAUAGCAGAAGUUUGAAUGAAAAUGCGCAGCUUGUGUUGUAUAAAUGAAUAGUAGCAGCAAUGUUGUUGUUGUUGUUACACCCUAAGGCUCUUUGGAUGGACCGUACAUAGGGUUAUUUAAAACAACUAUUAAUUUUUACUAUGAGUAUCAGCAAGUAGGGACUGCAACAAAAUUAAGUGCUCCUGUGUGGGGUUCCAGACAGCAAUGCCUCCUUCUCAGAUGCUUCGUAAUAUUUCCUCCUGUUUUUCUUCUUUCCCUUCCCACUCUAAUGACUGAUACUCAGCAUUUAAUUGGCCAGUUAAAAUGACCAGUCUCCACAUGUCUGUUGGGUCCUCUCUCUUUUUGCCACCUUAGUCAUCCCUUCUGCCCAGAAGCAUUUCUUGUACUUCUGCAAAUCUUGGAAUUCCUACCGCCUUAUUUUCUCAGUGACCCAAUUUUGGUUACAUAGCUACCUGCACUCAGCACCUGAGUUUCCUAUUAGAUGGUGCGUUUCUGGACCACCUUCAGCAAAUGGAACGCUCAAUGGUCUUUCUUUUCCCCCUCAUAACAACUAAGUGGAACAGAUUGCUAAGCUUCUCUCUUCCUCAAAAAGGGAGCCUGAUGAUAACAAACUUGAGAGGGAUAACUAGGCCAAUGUUUAAGUCGUUCUAGCUAGACAAAUUUCCUGCAGGCUUGCUUCAGCAAGAUGAAACGUACCUCUGCCGAGUUCAGUUGUGUCCGACUCUGGGUUGUGCGCCUAUCUCACUUAAGAGGCCGGGGCCAGCGCUGUCUGGAGACAGCCGCUAAGUCACGCUGAGCCAGCGUGACAGCUGCUCUGGCGAGCCAGCACCAGCGCAGCACACGGAAGACGCAGUUACCUUCCGCUGGAAGCGGUACCUAUUUAUCGUACUUGCGCUAGGGCACUCAACUGCUAGGUGGGCAGGAGCUGGGACCGAAGCUGGUGCUCUCUUCCGCCAAAGGGAGCCUGAUGAUAACAAACUUGAGAGGGAUGACUAGGCCAAUGUCCAAGCUUGUUCUAGCUUUCAAAUCUGCUGCAGAUUUUAUUACCUGCCUCUUAUUCUCUUUACGUUGUGUGUCAUUGCUGCUUUCAAGUCUCCUCCCCCCUCUCUCCCCCUUGACUGACAUAGUUACAUGAGAAAUAAAAAGUUGUCCUCUUUAGCAAGAGUGAAAUCAGCUCAACCUCAUUAUGUCUUUCCUAUUUAUGAUGCAUGUGAUACAUGUGACAAACCAUGCUGCACAGAAAGAGCAGAUUAAAUGAAACAUUUGUAGUGUAUUAUUGUCUUUUUUUUAAGUAAAGCCAGAGGUGGUUUUCAGUAACUUUUCUGAAUGAAACUGGAGUGAGCUUGUUUAAGAAGGAACAGAUUAGAAAAUACAGGGGCCAGCUCUGAAGAUUUACUAUUGAAAUGGAUUCACAGAUAACUUUGUUUUUCCCCUUCCCAACCCAUCCACAUUUUAAAAUACUUUAUUAAUUUUGCAAAAAACAACAAUCAACACAAACAAUCCAAGAUCAAUACAUAUUACAAAAAGAAAAAAUAGAUUCAUACAGAACAGAUUCCAUUAUGACUUCCAAUCACCCCAGCAUGGUUCCUGAGUUGCACACUUUCCAUUGUCUCUCAUAAAUUGUCUCAAUAGUCUUGGUUUUGUAAAGUUUCCUACUGUCAUGCAAGGGUUAAUCAAGACCUGCCAAAGAAUUUAGAUGUUUACAAUGCUCUUUUAGGUAUCCUCUGUAAGUGUCCCGUUCUCUAUUAAAUCUUUGUUCUGUAUCAUCUCUAAUUCUCCCUGUCAAUUUUGCUAACUGCGUAUUCUGGCAUUUUCUCCUGCCAGUCCAAGUCCAAGUCCAUUCCAUUCCAACCCAUCCAUAUUGAGACAGGUAGCAAGACAGGCACCCAGAGGCCCCAAAGAGGUGCCAGUAACUUUGUAAAACACAUUUCAGAGAAGCAAAUGCUGGUGCCCUCCGGUACAAGCCCUAACUGAAAUGUUCUCCCUUGGUUCCUGCAGACUGAUGAUGGAGGGCAUUACUGCAACUUCCCUGAAGCUGGUGCCACACUUCCAGAAUGCGAAGAAAGGCAGAAAGGCAAAGACUCCAGCCGUCUCGCUUACACCGUCACAGAUAUCCCCCCUUGGUACCUCUGCAUCUUCUUGGGAAUUCAGGUGAGGAUUGGAAGGAAAAGUUAGGUGGAGGGUCUUGUGUGACCAGUUGAACAAAACUAUGGCUGAGGUUAAUAAUAAAUUAUAACAGAUUUAAAGUCAGCCAGUAUGUGAUAAAUAGGCAAAGGAGCCACAACAUGUACUGAUUAUAUUAUAGUAAAAAUACUCCGGGUGGUGUAUAUAUGGGGGAGAUUAUGUCUCUCUAGGGAGAAUUAUAUCCCUCCAAAGAAUUCAGGAUUACUUAUUUGGGGGUAAUUCCAUUUAUUCUUUCAACAAACCUGUGAGGCAAGUGAGUCUGAGAGAGAGAGAGAGAGAGAGAGAGAGAGAGAGAGAGAGAGAGAGAGACUGGUGGCCACUCAGAUCACUAGAAUCGGUAUCAAGGGUUGGUAAUGUUGUGUUUGCAAAGGCUCAUAUCACAGGGUUGCCACAUGCCCGGAAUUGACCGGACAUAUCCGGAAUACUGCAACCACAAGCAGUGUCUGGGCAGAAAUUGGCUAAAUGUCUGGGAAAAUCCAGAUGUAUAGCAGGUGAUGUUGGCAGUGUCAUUUUUUCCAAUUUUCCUCAGAAAAAGCUCCAACCUACCAGAAACCUUAUCUCAGCACAGCCCCUGGCCCUGUUGUUGCUCCACUUGCCUAGGCGAUCUAUUCAGCCUUUUUCUUUAUCCCCUGGCCCAGAGGGAGAGUGCUAGGAAUCAAUGUUGGGUAGUGGUUGGAAUUGGGCCCAGAGGCAGGCCAAGGGAAUGACUGAAGGGAAGAGGGAUGCCCACGACAGGUAUCUUGCUCAAGGGCCCCAUAAAACAUGGAGCCAGCACUGCAGGUCCAGCUUUAUGACUGAAUGUGGAUUUCAGUCACCCAAGUCUGCCCAGGGCUCUAUUGCACAACACCCCACAGUGGUUCUGACAACCCUAGUUCAGCCUUUCCUUUUUCACACAGCUUUAGCUUUGUGAGGCUUCUGUAAUUCCCUCAGCUGUCUGAGGUGCAGACUUGCCAGCUCUUUAAAACAAGAGGUCAACACUAGACCAGGUGUACUGACAGAACUUUCUCAGGCAGUUUGAUACACGAAGCAGCUUCCUCAUUCUCAUCGGUUCAAAAAUCAUUUUGUAAUAAAUAUAUAUAAUCCUAUUAGUGGAGUGUUUUUUAAGUCUGUAGCGGGCAGCCUUGAGGUAAUGCUCAGACAUUGAUUUAGUGAGAGAGGUAUUGUGUCAAUGAAACUCAGGGCUAAAGGUAGAAGUUAUUGCAUAUGAGGCGAGCAACAGGAACAUCAACCAUUCUUUUGUUUGUUUGUUGGAGGAGGGAGGCUAUUUGUACAGGAGCUAUUUUGGUGAGGGAAGGUGUUUUUAAGAUUGCCCCCCCCCCAAUUUAAUCCUCAAAAGUUGUCACUAGCUUGGGGCAAGGAGCAAGGGGAAGACAGGUACAAUGCAAGAACCUGUGUUCCUCUCCUCUGAGUUCAUUAGUGGUUUUGGGGACAGAGCAUGGUAAGGGGAGGGGGAGAGGAAAGAUUUGAAAAAUCCUUCCUCCGCUGCUGCAGAGCCAGAAUAUGUUGUUGUUCCCACAAAGCAGUUUAUAGCCUAAAUUCUCAGAACCAGACUUGAAAAGAACACUGUAUGUAGAAAACUAACAUACGUAUAUGGAAAAUGGGUCUAACUUACCUGUUCGCCAAUAGAUCAAUUUUGGGUGGAUUCUUGUGUGUGAAAGAGCAUUCAGUCAAUCUGAGCCCCUACCUGGAGUCUGAAGCAAUACAGUAUUGCCUACAUUGGAGAAAAGGAACCUUUUCUGGCCAACAGGCCAGAUCCUUAUCUCUCUAUUCCUGCUGCCCAAAUUUGACAGAGGGUUGACCUGUCAGUCACCUGAUGUCACUUUGACGUCAGCUGAUGCUGUGGUUUGAAGCCUUGAUUGUUGGGACUUUGAAGCGUAGCAUGGAGUGUUGGGAAUGCCUUGCUCCCAAACAAUUGGGAGCUCACUUUGAGUAUCCAAUUGUUCCUUUGAAGCCCCAUCCUUACCUACCCCACACAUUCUUAAAGCUGGAAAGUAUAGACAUCCAGCUACAUUAGAGUAAUGGGAGCAGAAGCUUCAAAGAGUGGGAGCCAACUUCACCUUUCUUGAGAGGAAGGAAGUUCUGUACUCUGGGUACCACUACAAAAAAGGACCUGUCUUCUCCGCUAUUAUACACAAAGCUCUUUCUCUUAACUCUUUUCUCUCUCUCUCUUUGGUUCUUAGCACUACCUCACUGCUCUUGGAGGUCUUGUUGCUAUCCCUCUCAUCCUGUCCAAAUCUCUUUGCUUGGAGCAUGAUACCCUGACACAGAGUCACCUGAUCAGCACCAUCUUCUUCGUCUCGGGGAUCUGUACCCUUCUUCAAGUCAUCUUUGGAGUCAGGUAGGCAUGUACCUCUGGGAGUGCAACAUUACAUUACAUUUGCAUGUGGCUGAGAUGAAUGCAGUGUAUUAUUAGUUAAACUACUAACAGCUCACUAAGAAAGAGAAUUUUUUUAACAGUUUGACUGGAAAACCUCACUUAAAGCAUAAUAAACUCAGCAGCAUCUUCUAAUUUCAGUGAGCUGGAUCAGGAUCCCAGGAAGCAGAGGAUAAGAUAAUAGUGGAGAAUGCAUAUUAGUGUGUAAAUAUUGCGUGUCCCUCCUUUCAUGUUUGCGCAAUGGAACAAUAUAGUCUUACAAACUGGUUUUAGUGACUUCCUUUUGAAAUAAGUGAAGCAAAAUGAUUUAGGAACCAGGAAUCUUUUUUUAAAAGCUGCAGUGGGGAGCCUCCAGCUGACAGACCUAUAAAUUUGGCCUGUGAGGUGGUUUUUCCCCAAACCAUGCUGAUGGUAUAUGAAACAUCAGGUGUGGGGCUUGCAAAAAUGCAGCUGCAAAGGAACAAAUGGGGGCUCAGAAUGUGUUCUCAAUUGUUAUUUGUUACAUAGAGCUCACUAACUGACAGCAAGUCCCUCUAAUGUUGUCUGUUUGCAGGCACAGUUUAGAUUCAAACCACACCUGCAAAUGGACAUUUUAGAAGAAAAAAGUUCAUGCACAGUCGUGGUUUAAAUCCACACUUUGUCUGUAAGCAGACCAUGUGAAGUUCACUGUUGGCAUCAAUCAGCUGUCUGAUGCUGACAGCGGGUGGGGGGCUCUUCUAACAGUGUCACAUCAAUGUCUGUUGGCUGACAGGUGGGUGUUCUCUUCCACUUGUCAAAGUGGCCUGCAGGGGUGGGCGAGGCCUUGAACCAGUCCACUGGUCAGAUCUGGUUCCCCGCCCCUGUAUAGUAAAAUGUAAGUUGGUUUUGUACAAAAAUAAAAAGGUAUAUUUUCUAGAUAUUUCCUGUUCUGAUUUUCAUAUAAUUUGUAGCUUUCUCUAUCCUCCUUACCAAGUUUUCUUCUCCAUAGUUAACUAUAAAAUUCUGGGGUCAGAUUUUGUGGAAUGUUAUCUGUUUCCAAAAUCUUCAGAGACUGUGUUCCAUUUCUGUGUAUGUGGGCAUUGAUAUAAAGAAACCAGGAAAUUGCUCACUAGCUGACAUCUUCUGAGAAUGCGUGGAAUCUUGUUCUUAAUUCAUGCAGUGCUGUUGAGUGUUGUAUUGUGGAAGCAGCGUGCUUUCAUCUUUCUAGCAAUCAUUAAGAGCUGUAUCAUCAACCUUAAGGAACAUUGGAAUCAUUUGCAGAUGAUCUUGUAAGCAAGCUGGAUGGUAUUGACAGUGUGUAGGUUCUUUAGUCAUCUCCCAUUUCUGGUACUUGUAUUCUCCUCAUAAGUAGACAUAAUUAGAUCUCUGAUCCCAUAAAGGUUUGCCUAAUGUCUGUGAAAUGUUUUAUUUGCCUUGAUGUUUUAAGCUGACUGUGAUGUUUAAUUAUCUGCCAUGCUAUUUCUGUUUUUAGCUCUUUAAUUGUUGAUGAUUAUUUUAUUCUUUGACCGUUAGCUGUCUUGGGCACUACUCUGCUGGAAAGUAGGAAGGCAGGAUAUGAAUUAUUUUGCUAAAGAAAUAAAUGUAUUGGGUGGAAUGCACAGGUGAGAAUUUUUCCAGGAAGUACUUCUCUCUCUAAACCCAGUUUGGACAGAUGCUAUGGAAUUUUGGAACAUCGCUUGCUCCUGAUGCAAAUCCUAAACUGGGUUAGGAUGGAAAAGAAAGAGCUUGGUUGUAUAGUUAGGGAAACAUUUCUGCCUCUUACAUGUGCAGCAAGACUAGUGUGUGGCAUAAUAUGUUCUAGCCACUAUUAACACCCUGGCAAUGGUGGCUGGGUUUAUAUGCUACCAAGGGAGCUGACUUGGGCCCCAGGUUAAGGGUGCCCAGUGUACAUGACGUCAUGACGUUAUGCAGGGCCCCCAGUCUUGAAACCUGACUUCUGGUGGCACCAAAAAUCAGGUUCUGAGACCUCGCAAGACCUCAGAAAGGCCUUGUGAAAGCUCGGAAGUUGCAUGAGGGCCCUGUGGUGUGGGUGCUGAGCACCCACAACAAAAAAAUUCUGGGUGCUCAGGCACUCGGAGCCCCCUAGAGCUGGCACCCCUGUAUGCUACAUUUUCUUCUUUUUCUUUCAUUAUGCGGGAGAAGUUAAACCAGGGGUUGGCACGGUUUACCUCACCUGGGCUGGUUCACUCCAUUGGAGAUCCCUCUGUGGGCCAGAUCGCGAGCACACAUGCCCGCAAUUUCCGGCGUCUGCGCAGACGCAAUUUCUGGCAUCUGUGCAGACACGAUUUCCAGUACCACAGAAGUGAGUCCCCACGCCGCGCUGCACCGGUUUAGGGCAGUGCGCGGGGACUCACCGAGCAGGCAGCUCAGUUCGGGGGUGGCUUGUGGGCCGGUUAAACGACCCCCCCCAUGGGCCUUAGGUUGCCGACCCCUGAGUUAAACCCUGAACAACUUAACACAGGCAGUAUGUAUUUAAAUAGAACUGGCACAUGAACUUUCCCACAGUUAGAACGGACAAAAGUUUUUUCAAUGUCACUUCCACAUUAUUGUCGUACCCCUCUUCCUUCAUUAUUAGUCGUUUUCCUCCCCUGACACUGACUUGGGGCGGGGGAGACAAGUGCCAAUUCAUACCCUUUAUGCAGCAAUCAUAUUUGCUGUACAUGCACCACUGUUUCCUGCAACAAGUGCAAAUAUACAUAUCCUUAAAACAGCUGUGUAGCUCAAGCAAAGUGUAGAUUUUACUCAGCUGUGGCUCCCUGAAAACCAAAAUGGUUACAAACUUCUAAAGAAGUGUAUCUGUCUAUAUUCUCUUGCUAUGAAUUUGUUAUGAGAAGGACCAGUGUGCCUCUGGCAAAUGCUGUAUUCAUGUGACGUGUACAUUAAUCCUUAUUGGGAUGUUGGGGUGCAGCUGUGCAAAUUCAACACUAUUUUUUGCAGGAGGUUGUGGAGGAUAAUGACUCCAAUCCUACAAUCCUGGGAGAAGGAAGCUUGUGUUGCAUAGGAAGUUUGCAGGGAUUACCGCUGAGUCAUGAAAAGAAACAAAAUUUGACACGGAGCUCUAUAGUGCAGAUCAGCUUCGUGAAAUGAAGCAGUUCCAGGGUCCAGCUUCGACGAGGGUUCAUAUGAGCAGCCUUUACAGACUAUCAUGAGACUCUCUUGAAAGAAUGGCCAUGCGCCGUUAUGUAUGUGCCUUUGUUCUUCUAAGCCAGCCAGCAGGAGAGGAAGCAAAACAAACCAUUAUUCAAAGACACGGUGUUUCUUUUCUCAAAAACAAACUCUCAGCACAGGGCACAGAUAAUCUUUGUUCAGAGUCUACUUCAGAGUUCACCACACCGCCACGUACCCCCCCCCCCCUGCACUCCUGCAACUUCACAAUUGCUCUUUUGAUUCGGCAGAGGUUUGGCAAAUAGCUUUGAGAGCUGCUGAGAUAAAUCUCCUAAGACAGCAGUCCUCAGCCUUUUUGAGGAUGAGGACCCUCUUUUAACCCCAGUUUUAAAAAAUGUGAACCCCCAUGUGCAAAGGCUUUAAGAGGUGCUCUUUCAGUUCUGUUUGAGCCUCCAGAGGCACAAAUGGGGAUGAGGGGCUGCUUCAAAGAGCACUGUUCAGAAGCAGUCUUUGAAGCAGCCUCCACCUUCAGGAGGCUCAGAGACAACUGCCAGCUGCUCUCUUAAAGCCUUUGCAAGUCUUUGCAUGUUAGGGUCCACGGAACAUUUUGGGGUUCAAAAUGUGUUUAACUGAUCAGAUGGUCCCUGAGGUAUCCUGCACCCAAGCUGUUAAGAGCCUUGUAAAUUAAUAGAAAACUACGAACCUAGUCCAGUAGUGUAUGGGCAGCCAGUAGAAAUAUUUUUAGCCUCAGCAACUCUCCAUCUGCAGCAUUUUGCUUGAGCCUCUGAACCAGAUCCAAGGGUAGCCCCACGUAAUGUUGUUGGACUCAAAUUCCCAUCAGUCUCAGCAAACAUGACCAAUUGUCAGGAAUUAUGGGAGUUGUAGUGUAACAUCUGGAGAGUUGGUCCCAAAAGGUUGAGGUAAAUUUACAGGUGGCUCCUACUUUUAAAUAAUAAUAAUUGAGCAGUACUGCGAGUACAGCCCUAAAAGCUGUGUUGUCAUAUCACUGAUAAUUUGCUGGGACAAAGGAGCAACUGGAUGAAGGGCCACAGUUCAGUGGGUAGCUCAUGUUUUGGAUUGGUAAGGCCACCGUUUCAAUCCUGGGCAUUUCCAGGUAGGGCUGGAGAAAGCCCUGUCUGAAACCCCACAGAGCCGCUGCCUGUCAGUGUGUAGACAAUACAGACCUAGAUGAUUAAUUGGUCUGACUCUGUAUAAAGCAGCUGCCUUCAGUUCCAGCAGGAGCUGCACUGUGAGUACUGAUAAGCUCUGGAAGCAAAUAGAUCUGUCCCUUCCGGCCUUCUAACAAAUCACUUGACAUCGUUUCCCAACCUGGUGCUUUCUAGAUGAUGGCUGGGGCUGAUGGGGGUCCAAAAUAUCUGGAGGCCACCAAGUUGGAGAAUACUACUCUCUAGGCACUGUGGCAUCAUAGCACUUGAAGACUUGUGGAUCAGUCAAGGAUGAAGAUUAGUCAGGGAUGAAGUCAGCUCAGUCCAGAUGGUUCCACCCACCCUCAAGCAGAGGCUGCUGCUGCUGUCAGCACUGAUAUAGUAGGUAGGGCAGGGAGAUUAUCCCCUCUAGAUUUAUGAGCUCUUUCUUUGGCAGGCCUAACACUGAUGGCUCAGUUUAUUGGGAAACUAGACAGCUGACUAGACAGCCAAGUAGAAACCUUUUAAAUUAGAAUUAAGGUCAGGGAUGGGGGACCUGAUGCCCUCCAGAUGAUGUUGGGUUCCAUCAGGGAUGAUGGGAGUUGUAAUCUGACAAUGUCUGGAGGACCACAAGUUCACCGUCUCUUAUUUAGGCACAGUUAAUAUCGCCAAUACUGCAAGGUCAGCUGCAACAUAAGUCACUUCGACCUGGUCUAAAGUUCUUCAUUUCAAUAGGGAUUUUAUUGUUUAUUUUUUUUUAGAAAAAUGUAUUUAUAUCCUGGCCUUUCUCCAAGGAGCUGAAAUUGGUAGUUCCACACAGUGGUUACUCAUUUUAACCUUGUAAGGUAGGUUAAGCUAGGAAAUGGUCAGCCAGUGAACUUGAUGGCUAAGCUAAAUUACGCCACACACUGGCAUUCGUUGUAAUUAAAGAAGAAAGAACUCACAGUUCCAGAAGGUUCUGAAGCCAUGAUUUACAGCUCUAAAACACACAAAGCAAGGCGCCUUCCUGUUGGCUUCAGUUGUCUUAGCCCACUGACAUUUUUUAGACAUCAUAAUGAUAUCUUUCAAUAUAAUGGAAGGUUACCAAUGAAACAGGAGCUUUUAAGGAAUCUGUUUCCUCCACACCCAGAUCACCUCUAGGAAUGCCUCUGAUGUAACCUCUGAUCUGUGCAAGUAACUCUCUGAUACAGUGAGCUCAGGGGCAUAAUGGAUGCUAAUGAAUGCCUCAGGUAGCAAUAUGCCUGUUACUAUUUCCAGAAGAAAUUAGUGAGCUGUGGCUCAUAAAAUAAAAUAUUAAAACGCCUUUGAAGUCUUGGGUACAUAUACUUUGCCGAGGCUUAUUUAAAUUGUGAUGUCGUUGUGGAAAGGCCCACAGACACUCCCAGGAUGGCAAAUAUUAAAUAACUUACCUCAUAGAGCAGUGAAACAGCGGUAAAUGACAAUUAAGAUGACGGAGAAGCAGGCAUGUCUAUUUAGUUAAUGCGUUUCUGCAUUGCUGGAUGUGCAGGAAAAGGCAAUGUAAAUAUGGAAGGUGAUGAUAAAGGAUUGUCUUGAAAAAUCUGGUCAUGCUUAGAGUCACCAUGUUUGCCUUGGUCUUAGCUUCUCCUACAAAGUGGAGGAUGUACUUUUUGGAUGGGAUUUCUUUGCAACAUUCCAAAUACUGGCUGCACUGGGGACGAGUUAUUACUGUCCCUGCACACCUAUGCAAACAUGGGGGCCAAAAUACUUUAUAGUCUUAUAAUUCAAAUUUACUAGUGAGGUCAAUGCUGGGUGAGGUCAAUGCUGGGUCUAAGGAAAGACAAGAAAUCGCCAAAACUUUGGAUGCCACAGAUCUCUGCCUCCAUUCUUUGUACAAGCUCUUGAACUGUUCCUAGGUUAAAAGCAUAGCCAGCGAACCACUGCAACGAUUGAGAAACCAAAAUAAAGGAAGGUGUGAGAGGGAGCAGCUUAUGACACCUGUGUAGCCCUGUUUCAUGCUAUACUUGGGGAAACAAAUCAUUGUUCCCCCAAAACAAAAUAUAUUGACUUGUGACUAGCAGCGGGAAAAUGUGAUAACUCCCUAUCGAAAGUGCUGCUGUUGGGGAAAUAUUGGAGUUCAAUACCAUGUAGGUUCAGCCUGGACGGCCGGUAAAAUCCAGGCUCCAAUUGUGUCAGUUAACAAGACGUUUAUUUAAGUGUCGCAAAGAAAGCACAGCAAAACCUCAACCAGCAAGUAGUUGAUGGGUGGCACCACCAACAUGAAAAAAGCACAAUCAUUUAUACACUUGUAAGCAAAGGGAAGGGACGCGGGUGGCGCUGUGGGUAAAACCUCAGCGCCUAGGACUUGCCGAUCGCAUGGUCGGUGGUUCGAAUCCCCGCGGCGGGGUGCACUCCCGUUGCUCGGUCCCAGCGCCUGCCAACCUAGCAGUUCAAAAGCACCCCCGGGUGCAAGUAGAUAAAUAGGGACCGCUUACUAGCGGGAAGGUAAACGGGGUUUCCGUGUGCUGUGCUGGCUCGCCAGAUGCAGCUUGUCACGCUGGCCACGUGACCCGGAAGUGUCUUCGGACAGCGCUGGCCCCCGGCCUCUUAAGCGAGAUGGGCGCGCAACCCGAGAGUCGGACACGACUGGCCCGUACGGGCAGGGGUACCUUUACCUUUAAGCAAAGGGAGGCAAAGCAGCAGUGAUGGCCAUAUAUGACAGUACUUCCUUCUACUUGUUUAAUCACAAGGCAUAGCAACCUUCUUAUCUUUCCCUUCUUCCUUUGCCCUUCAUGGUUAACGCAAUAGCUCCUGUGGUACACGUCGUUCUGUCCUUCUCUCAUGAUUUUCUUGCAGACACGGCCGUCACAUUUCAACCUUCACUCACCCAGCCCUCCUCACACACAGUUCCAAAGUUUAAUUUUACUAUAUCUGUAAUUCCCAUGACACUGUCUUGAUGGGAGACCAGUGGAUACAGUUCAACAGCAAUCAGCUGUACAAGUUACCGUGCUCUAAGUGGCUAGUACAGGAAGACUCCUGUUCUUGCCAUACUAAAGAUCCGGAAGAAAGAGAAAAGCAUGGAACCAGUUUUCUACCUUGGUUUCCAAGGUAUUGGCAUUUGCAUAGAAGAAGGGAGGGAAUACUUGGUCCUUUGUCGGCUAAUCAUCACUUUUUCUUCUGAAACUUCCUUCCUCAGCUGCUUUUGCAGCCCUGGAUACUCUAUAUGUAUGUGUUUGAGAUGAAGGGUGAUACGGGUGAAAGGGGAUUUUUUUUUUAGGGGAAAGCCACUGGGAAGUGAAGGCUUAAGCCAGGGGGUCAGCAAACUUUUUCAGCAGGGGGCCGGUCCACUGUCCCUCAGACCUUGUGGGGGGCCGGACUAUAUUUUGAAGAAAAAAUGAACAAAUUCCUAUGCCCCACAAAUAACCCAGAGAUGCAUUUUAAAUAAAAGGACACAUUCUACUGAUGUAAAAACAUGCUGAUUCCCGGACCGUCCGUGGGCCGGAUUUAGAAGGUGAUUGGGCUGGAUCCAGCCCCCGGGCCUUAGUUUGCCUACCCAUGGCUUAAGCACUGUGCAAAUGGCCUUCUCCCUAAGGGUGCUUUAAAUGGCAGAACUGACUGCAAGGCUUCACUGCACAUGGCUGUUGUUGGGUAACAUGUAAUCUGCCCCUCAUAACUGGAGUUUACCCCUACAUAAGCAAGUGUAAGUACCUGCUGCCUGCCUGCAAACUCCAAAGCCACCUACAGGGCGGGGCAUAAGGGGAGCCUGCAAGUAUAAUUGCAGCCAUUGCUACCUGCAGGAGUACUUUGUGGCACCUGUUUGUGUUGCAAAAUGAACACGUGUGUGUUAUUUUUCAUGUGAUAAUGUAUAUUCCCUCCCACCCCACUUUUCUUUUGCAUUGAUGUUUUUCGUUAGGGCAUCGAUCCUGUUUGUUUCAAUACAAAUAUGAUCCUAUUGGUUUCAAUAUAAUACGUAGGAACUGAGCAGCAAAGGAAUGUCCCGAGGAACAGGUAGUACGGGAGCACCCUCUUCUGAAGAGCUCAUGGAUUGCAUAUUUCUUGUUGUUAUCAUCUAGGCUGGAGUCCUUAUGGACCCCAUUUUCUUCCACCUUGCAUCAUAUUUUUCUUUACAGUAUAGCCUUUCUAUGUUUUUCUUUACUACUAUGGAAAUCUGGCCUUCUUUUCCUGCUCCUCAUUCAUUCAUUCGUCUCUUCUCUUUCUCCUUCCCUUUCUCAGUUUCUCUCUAGUAGACAACUGUGGUGUUUGCUGGUGUGAUCUUCCUUAGGUAAGGUCAACACACUGGUUGAGAGCCAAUGAUGUAUUUGAGAACUGCUUUGGAUCUGUGGGCACAGCAGGAAUUUUGAGAAAGUGCAGCGGAUUCCAGUCACAAAAUGGCUGCUGAGGGAUGUGUGGCAUAACACAAAAUGGCUCCCAUAGGGGACAUGGCACAAUACAAAAUGACUGCCACAUAUAAAAAUAGGGAAGGCUACAAAAUGGCGCAGGCAUGCCACCCCAUCACCCCUCCCCACAAUCAAUGGAUAAAAAGGCUCCUAUAUCAACCAUUGCUGCACUCUCUCUUUGCACCUCCCCUCUGCUCAGAAUGGAAGAAAGAGUGGGUGCCCAAAGAAAUGUAGGCCUGUUCAAUACAGAACAGGCUGAGCUAGGACAAGCAUUAGCUGAACAAGAAGAUGGAACAGUCUUUGGUCCAUUAUGAAUAUUUAUACUGAAUCAUUUACAAGGCGCCACUGGCAAUACAGGCAGGCACACCGGCGCCUGCAAAGACCAUGUUGACAAGCCUCUUCCAUUUCUAUGACAGCAGAGUUAGCUAAAGGUCUUCAAAUGUAUUUUCUGCGGUUGUAUUUGCAUUGUUGUUUAGUCUGUUUUAUCUACAAAAAACCUACAAAGUGCAACCCCCUCAUCAGUGCCAUUCUUACCUCCAAUCCCGAACACAGGCUACCUAUCCUGCAAGGAGGGACUUUUGCCUUCUUAACUCCAACGCUGGCUAUGCUCUCUCUCCCCCGAUGGAAGUGCCCAGAGUGGACCCAAAAUUCCAGCUCAUUGGAUACUUCUUCUCCAGACUUUGUUGAGACCUGGCAAGAACGAAUGCGAGAGGUAACCCACUGGGCAUUCCAUAUAUAUGUGGAGGAAUAUCUUGAAGUUUAGUUCUGAAUAGUAGGAUAUCCUACAAGUUUAUGUAGCUUCUCCAAUAGCUAUGGAGAGGGUAAUUUCACUUUUGCUUUCAAUUCUUCUCUUGAUCAGCCACAGGGAGAUUAUACUUUACUUGCUCUUUGACUGGGUCCAUAUGUUAGAGGACCAGCAUGGUUUCUAUUCCCCAUAGUUCCUUUCCAUGGUCUUCCAACAGGGCCAGUGCCAAAGGCCAGCAUGGUUGGGCAUCUGCCAGUGGUCCACAUCCUAGCAGGACUUGCUGCAGUGAGGAGGUAGAUUCAUUGAGUUGGGCAUGCAUGAAUGGUAUCUUGCCCAAGGGCCCUCCAAAACCUGGAGAUUUCCCUGUUCUCCAGUAAUAAUUAAAGUCUACAGUACCAUGGGAGAUGUUGAGGACAUGAUUAUGUCUCACAUAUCUAAAACUAACCAAGAUGGCAGCUUAAAUACUUAAACAUUUUGUUAUGGUAGAAAUUUCAAUGUCACUAUUAAAAGCUGAUGUGCAGGGAAAGAAUCUACAUUAAAAUAAAAUCAAUGGAAAGUAAGAACAUAAGAACAGCCUGCUGGAUCAGGCCAAUAGUCCAUCUAUUCCAGCAUCCUCUUCUCACAGUGGCUUCCCAGAUGCCCACGGAAACCUCCAGCAACUGGUAUUUAGCAGCAUUACUGCCUCCAACCAUGAAGGCAGGAGGAAGAUAAUCUAAAACUAACUUUUGCAGGAGGGGAAUUUGAGGAACUGAGGCAGAUAGUAGUGGUGAGAGAUGAAGUUAUAGGCCUAAUAGACUGAGUAAAAGCUGACAAAUUGCUGGGUUCAGAUAACAACCACCUGAGAACUAUCAAAGAACACAAAUGUGCAAUUGCUGAUCCUCUAAUAUAUGUAACUUGUGUCUCAGAUCAGUCUCUGUACUUGAGGACUGGAAAGUAGCAAUGCAACAUCAAUUUUAAAAAAAGAUUGGCAAGGGGGCAGUCCUGGAAAUUACAAGUCAGUUAGCUUAAUACCUGUCCUGGGAAAACUGGUUGGAAGUAUUAUUAAAGAUACAAUAACCAAGCAUAUUGAAAGACAAAGCUUGCAGAAGUUUAUUUGUGAAAUGUUUUUUUUCUUUCUCUGUUUCAGUUGCAGGGAGCAAUCAUGGUAGCUUCCUGCUUCCAAAUCUUUAUUGGUUUUUCUGGUCUUAUUGGAUUUCUGUUGAGGUUCAUUGGCCCUUUGACAAUUGCCCCAACCAUUUCCUUGGUGGCACUGCCUCUCUUUGUCUCUGCAGGAGAAGAGGCAGGACAACACUGGGGUAUAGCAGCCGUGUAAGUUUUACCUCCCUUUAAUACCAAGAUGAAUGUGAUGCAAACAGAGAACAUAUACCCAGUGCUUUUUUCUGGGGGUAUGCAAGGGUACGCAUACCCCUAAACAUUUUGUGAAUCUUUGUACUUUUGUCUAUUAUUAUUAUUAUUAUUAUUAGGCCAUCAGUUAGAUUCCACCCUAUCUGUAUCAACCAGCAAAUGUAAAAUAAUCCAUACCUGGGACGAAGUCACAGUUACUUGGAAACAAUGCAUCUUUACUGGGCAAAAUAAUGAAAUUCCCAAUUUCUGUUGUUAGUUCCAUGCCUCGUUUCAGUCACACUCCUUUCAUGGCAUGUGCUUUAUGCUCACAUGUAGAUUUAUUCUUCAAGGCAUUGAAUAGGCUUGAUCCUCUAAUUUUUACAAUGAGCUUUUCAUCUGUUUCUAAGUGUGGAAUACUAAUAAGUGCACAUCGCUUGAAACAAAGCUGCUUGAAUCAACUGUUGUUGUUUUGUUUUGUUUUUUUUACCCUGCUUUUCUGUCACAGGACACAAAGUGGCUUACAAGAUUUACAAACACAAUAAAACUAAUGAAACACAACAAUGCACAAUAAUCAGAAAAUACAAAUGCACGACAUACACAACAGCAGAUUAACAAUGCAAUCCACUGCUUUGCAUAUCAGCUCAGAUCAAAGUAAAUUCCAGUGAAUUAAGUAAGGUCUGCUUGCAUGUAAAUAUUAGGAUCCCAGCCUAAAAUAGGUAUUUUGGAAAACAGAAAAAUCCAGUCAUGAGAACUUUGAUAUCAGAUGCUUGUCUCUGUUUGUAACUUGCACUGAGGUUUGUGGAAUUUUGUAAGGUGAUUCAGGACCGUUGGUAUCUCAGUAAAUGAAGACGAUCCCAUACAAUAGUGUAGGAAAAACAGUGUAAUAAACAUGGUUGUGAAAAGUCAGUGUAGUAGGAACAUGGUGCCCCAAUAUCUGAAUAAGUUCAACGCAAGCAUACAAGUGGCACAAAUGUUUGUAUUUGUUCCUGUAUAAAUACUCCCUUAAGUUCUGAAUCAGGACCUCCAAGUCAACAUAAAACAUAAACAACUUUUUCUUAACUUUCUUUUCCACCUCAGAACCAUAUUCUUCAUAGUUCUGUUCUCUCAGUACCUGAAAAACGUCCCUGUUCCGGUGCCAUCUUACAGCACAAGCAAGAGAUGCCACUUCUCCAAGAUCUACCUCUUCCAGAUUUUCCCUGUGAGUUAACCCCUUUGAACUUUUGGUGACCAGAUAGACCACAGCAGGUAGACUAAAAUAAAACGAAAGCGUGCUUCAUUUCAGUCACCUAACGAAUUGCAUUGACUUCCACUUGUUCGUUGGCAAUGAAAUAAGCCAGCUGUAGAGGAAGAUUGCCAAUUGUUUCGCGCUGUGUCUUACCAACUUGCCUUUAUUUGAGUGGGGAUUUGGUGGUUUUUGUUAUGAUUGAGUAGCUAUACCACAACUACAUUUCUUUGAUGCUCUUUGCAAAUGUAAUGGGAAAUACUGUUGAACUAUACAACUUCUAGUCUGUAGGAGCGAGUCCUGCCACUAACAAAGAUUCAUUGUCUUCUGUAACUGAUUAGGUGCUGUUUGGCCUCACACUUACUUGGCUUCUCUGUUUUAUACUUACCAUCACCAAUGUGUUCCCUUCGGACCCACUUGCUUAUGGCUACAAAGCUCGGACUGACAGCAAAGGGGAUGUUCUUUCACAAGCUCCCUGGUUUCGGUUUCCUUACCCAGGUAUUGUCAUGCCGUAAUGUUGCUGAUUUUUUGCCUCCCCAUUGGGAGUGAAAACAUUAAUCAACUUCUUGGUUCUCUUUAUUAGUUGAUUUCAGAUUAAUGUUAAUAUGGUCUUCUUCAGACAAAAGGGCUUCAUUGUUAACAGUACAGUGGUACCUCAGGUUACAUACACUUCAGGUUACAUACGCUUCAGGUUACAUACGCUUCAGGUUACAGACUCUGCUAACCCAGAAAUAGUACCUCGGGUUAAGAACUUUGCUUCAGGAUGAGAACAGAAUUCGUGCUCUAGCAGUGCGGCGGCAGCAGGAGGCUCCAUUAGCUAAAGUGGUGUUUCAGGUUAAGAACAGUUUCAGGUUAAGUACGGACCUCCGGAACGAAUUAAGUACUUAAACCGAGGUACCACUGUACUGGUAACAGUCUGUUGAUUCUGCCAAUGUGUUUAAGACUAUGUUUCAAACAAUAAUUGGGUAUUUAUUACAGUGUGUGGGCAUAGCCAGGAGGAAUCAGCUGUCCCCCUCCCCCAAUCAAGUUAAUAAAUAAAUAAAAAUACUUAACUAAAAGUAGAAAUUGUAGAAAGAUUUGACAGAUUUUUCUGAGCACUUGAGGUCAAAAGAAAGUAAUUUAAAACAACAGUUGUGGAGACAUUUCGUUCUGAAUCUGCUAGACAGAGCCAGAGAGAGGAUGAUGACAGGUGGGUGUCUUGCCCCGCCCCAGCAUAAAUCCUGGCUACACCCAUGUUACAGUGGCAUAGCUGCCCAUCCUAUACAGGGAUGCAACCUUUUUGGGGGGUAAAAUUUUGGAGCAGCAAGAUUGUCUAGGAGUUGACUUGGAAGCAGGUAGAGGUGGAUAUGCAAGAACACAACUGACAGGACUGAUCCUCGUUCCAGGCACUUCUGAUUUAGGCAACAGCCACUCUUCCAUAGUGAGACAUUGCACGCAAAUAGUCCAUCCUUGGCGACAGCUUCCACUUGGGAAAAUGUGAGGGACAACAUGUUCAAGUUCGUACUUGAAUGAUACACCAUGUAAUGACUGAUAUGUCGAGCAAGUUAAAGUAGCUUCCCAUGUGGUGGUUAUCGCCUGCAAAACAGUCCUAAUUGUUGUCCUGUUAAUAAUUGUAAUCGGCAAAAUAACAGUUCCUUUGGCUCCAACAUUCAACAACAUCUCGAGAAGUUUUAGCUACUUAUGCUGGUGAGCUUCACCAGCCUCAGAUCCACAGUCUCAACAUGGACACUUUGUUUUUGUGUUUGCGACACACAGGUCAAUGGGGAGUUCCAACCAUUAGCUUGGCCGGGAUUUUUGGCAUCAUAGCUGGAGUGAUCUCCUCCAUGGUGGAGUCAGUAGGAGAUUACUAUGCCUGUGCUCGUUUAUCUGGUGCUCCACCUCCUCCCAAGCACGCAAUCAACCGUGGAAUUGGAGUGGAGGGGAUUGGCUGCCUUCUGGCAGGAGCCUGGGGGACAGGAAAUGGCACCACUUCGUACAGUGAAAACGUGGGUGCUUUGGGGAUCACUCGGGUAAGUCUGAUUUCAGUACGAUAAAUUGAAUUCCACUGCAGCAAAGUGCCAGCAUUUUUGCAGAAGAGGCAGCCACACAUGUGCUCUUAAAACAGGCACCCCCAACCUUUGGCCCUCCAGAUGUUUUGGACUACAAUUCCCAUCAUCCCUGACCACUGGUCCUGUUAGCUAGGAAUCAUGGGAGUUGUAGGCCAAAACAUCUGGAGGGCCGUAUGUUGGGGGUGCCUGUCUUAAAACAAACGUGGGCUAUGCAGGGAUAGUAUCUUCCCAACCGUUCUAAUGCCAGGGAACUCUUUCCACAUUAGGUUGUCUGCUGAGCAACACUGAGAGCAUCUGCUGUGGGAAUCCUGUGCUUUGCAGAGGAUUCUGGGGAAUUUUCUAGAGUAAACAUUCAGUUUGUGUGUAGGGCAUUGGCCAGGCCACACACACCAUUGGCACAUCCGAACUGAGAGCAUACCCUGAGAAUCCCCCAAUACUCCCCUGGAUCUGCACACUGCAGGAGGAGAUCAGCAGCGGCAAACAGGCUCAACACUCACAUUGUGGUCUUUGUAAAAAGUGUAGCGAAGGGGAAUGAAAGAGAAAGUUAAUGGGGCUAGGCGCCAUCUUGCUGCCCUAUGCUUGAGGCACUAGCACAAGCUCUGCUAAGCUUCUAAAUGAGCACGUUUGCUGGAUUGCUGUGCUGAAGAGUCCUUCCAAGCAGCCUGUUGCUCCGUGUAGACUUACCUCAUUCAGAGGGUUAGCUUUUCUCUCUAAUGAGCCACAACAUUUUAGUCCUUUCCGUGGCAGUAUAUUAUCAGAAAUCAAGGUGUGCAGUAAUAUGAUUACCUUCAGAAAGUUUAUUAAUGUUCUAUAGGUUAUAGAAAGAACAAGGGUGAGGGGAACCUCUGCCCCACAGGUCUGUUUCCCACAAACCAUGCCCACCUGAUGCUAUGUUUAAUAUCUGCUAUUGUCAUUUAGGGAACGCGGGUGGCACUGUGGGUAAAACCUCAGCGCCUAGGACUUGCCGAUCGCAUGGUCGGCGGUUCGAAUCCCCGCGGCGGGGUGCGCUCCUGUUGUUCGGUCCCAGCUCCUGCCCACCUAGCAGUUCGAAAGCACCCCCGGGUGCAAGUAGAUAAAUAGGGACCGCUUACCAGUGGGAAGGUAAACGGCGUUCCGUGUGCUGCUCUGGUGCCAGUUCGCCAGAGCAGCUUCGUCACGCUGGCCACGUGACCCAGAAGUGUCUGCGGACAGCGCUGGCUCCCGGCCUAUAGAGUGAGAUGAGCGCACAACCCUAGAGUCUGGCAAGACUGGCCCGUACGGGCAGGGGUACCUUUACCUUUACCUUAUUGUCAUUUAGAGCAUUUAAAGGGAAUAUUGUUAACACCUCUUAUAAGUAUUUAUUAAUAGAACAUGGAACACUAUAAAAAGAAAGCAUCUUUAACAGGAAAAUCCAUGGAACAACCAGAAAGGCUGUAUUUCCAUUGGUAUAAAAAACACCUGGCUUGGCUAUUGAGUCUUACUGUAAUCUUAUCUGAUAACAUAGCUAUUAUUAUUAGUUAUUACAUUUAUCAGAGCAUUUACUCAGUAAAAAGCCUCAAAGCGGCUUGACAAGGUAAAAUACAACAUGUAAAAGCCAUUUAAGACCUGGAAAAAUAAAACAGUGAACAAACUCAAUAGUAUGCUUAUUCAGCAACAUAUUAAUAAGGGCAAGGUCCUACCUUCCACCCUAAAAAAUGAGCACCGCUGUAGGAGGCAACAUGAGCUAAUUAACCAAAGCCCUACUGUCAGCACUGACAGAGCUCUGAAACAUAUCCAUAUCAUUUUCUUUGUCCUUUUGUGGGGGCUUUUAAUUUUCUUCUGUUCUUCUCAACACAGGUCGGGAGUAGAAUGGUCAUUGUGGCUGGGGGCUGCGUUAUGCUUUUGACUGGUAUGUUUGGCAAGGUUGGAGCUAUAUUUGCCAGCAUUCCAACUCCCAUCAUUGGAGGAAUGUUUUUUGUGAUGUUUGGCAUCAUCACGGCUGUGGGAGUUUCCAAUUUACAGGUGAGAGUUUUGCUUCAAAAAUCAAUUUAGUUCUGCAUAGGUGAGGAGGAGCCAUUUGUGCGCAGUUUCAGUUUCUCUUGAGAUCCUCAGCACUCAAAUGCUAAUCUGACAUCCACACCAAACAUUUUAAAGCACAUGGCUCACCCCCUAGCCCCCUACAAAUCCUGGGAACUGUAGUUUAAGGCUGCUUAGGACUGUAGCUCUGUGAGGGGGAAACUACAGUUCCCACAAUUCUUUGUGGGGUAUGUGCUUUAAAUGUAUGGUGUGGGUGAGUUAUUGUAUCCUGCCUCUUAGCCUAAAUAUAGUCCAUCAAGGCAUCUUACAUUAAAGAAAAAACAUAAUCUGUGACAGCUAAAAAAUAAUUGAAUAGCACAAAUUUCAUAUUAAAUGUGUUUCAGGUAAGAAAGUUAUCAAGGACCAUUGCAGAUGGGUAACAAGAUGUAAUAAGUAGUUCUUCCUAUUUUGCAUGGUUGGUGUGUCUACAGCUGAGAUGAUAGGCAAGGAUUGCAAAUUGUUAAGACUGCUAGUUGCACAGAUGGGAUAGUUACAGUUUAUGAAAGACAAUGAAUUGGGUUGUUAUUGAGGGGAUGGGAAUUCACAAAAUUUCAAUUUUCGGUGAGAUAUAUGCCAAGGAUAAUUUUUCACUGUAAGUAGAGAAGCAUUUCAGAAAGUUGAAGGAACCUGGUAACAUGACCUUAAGAUGAAGAUGAUUUGAGAUCAUUAACAAAUCCAAAAGUGUCAAUGAACUAUGAGUUAACUUCUUUUAAAAAGUACAGGUGUGUUCAAACUACAAUAUUUAAUAGAAAUAAAACAAAACUAUUAAGUUUAAACAUUAACACUGCUUUUAAAAAAUGGGAUAAAUCGGCAGGUUGAAAUGUGUCCUAAAACCAAGGAGACAUCUUUCUAACGGAAUAGAUUGCCUUUAUCAACAUCAUUAUCUGAUAGAAAAGAUUACAAGAGAUUUUCCGAGCUGAUAAAAGGUGAAGAUUUUAUUGUUAGAUAAAAUUGCUAUCAUAAAAAGCGUUAUCAAAGGCUUUAUCUUUGUUUGAAAAUUAUUCAUUUUCUUUUUCAUCAAGGAUACUUACAUAUCUUAUAUUGAAAAGUAAACACCCUAGUGUAGUGUUAAUGGCUUUAUAGAAACCCAAAGAGAGCAGCUUGACUGCUUGCCCAAACUUGUCUAUUAUCAGAUUAAAAUAAGUCUAAAACAAAUUAAAGCAUUCUUCUUAGAACAGCACUGAAGCAAUAUCCAACUACUUCACUUAUUGUCUUGGGUACCAUAAAAGCAUAAGUGUGCCAUAUUUCAGUUCUUUCAUACCAUCAACUUUCGAGUUGUGAAAUAUAUUCAAGACUAUAUUGCCCUGAAAUAUUUAAUAUUACUAUGUUAUACAAAUAGGCAUGCACAGGGUGUGCUGAACACAUCCUAAUGUUUUUUUUUAAAAAAACCUGGGGAUUCUGGUGAGGAGGAGAGCACAGCGUAGCAACCCAGAUCCCAUGUCCCGCCACUUCCAGAGACAGAUGUAAGCAGAAACAGAAGCUGCAGAUCUCUUCCAGCCUUUUUCUUCUGCCUGCGUCUGUCACUGUCUCAUGGCUCUUUCUCUGUCUGAGCUCAGAGUCUGCGACACCUGCUCAGGGGCACUGAUGAAAACCUUCAAGGGCACCAUGGUGCCUGUGGGCACCCGGUUGGCAACUCUUGCCCUACUGUAACUCAACGUGUAGCUAAGCCUAAGCAUGUGCAUCUGAAACCACCACAUAUUGCUUCCCUAUUUUCCCUGGGCUUUCCUUAUUCUGUUUCCCUUGUGUUGAAUUUUAGAGUAUAAGCCCUUUGGUGUAUGGACUUGCCCUCUUAUACUCAGUAAAGCACUAUGCACACAGAUGGAAUAAUAAAGAAUCAGCAAUGCUACAUUGUCUACAUACCAAAAAUAGCUGGUGAAAUUAAUGGAUAUUGUGGUAUCCAUUUGUUUUCCCUCUAAAGACCAUCUCCUCUUUAUUCAGUAUACAGAUAUGAACUCUUCAAGAAACCUUUUCAUUUUUGGAUUUUCUAUAUUUGCGGGUCUGACGGUUCCAUUCUGGGUGCAGAAAAAUUCAGAAUUGGUGGAAACAGGUGAAUGUUGUUUUAUUAUAUUUUGUUUUUUUGCCUGAUGUCAACAGAAAAUGAAUUAGAAAUGUAACCCACAAAAAUUGGGAUGUGGUUCCCAUAAUUAACUUCUGCCCACACUGUGGUUUCAGUUACAUUGCUUCUGCCAACCCAGGAGUUCGAAAGCACACCAGUGCAAGUAGAUAAAUAGGUACUGCUGUGGCGGGAAGGUAAACGGCAUUUCCAUACUCUCUGGUUUCUGUCACAGUGUUCUGAUGCACCAGAAGCUGUUUAGCCAUCCUGGCCACAUGACCUGGAAAGCUGUCUGUGGUCAAACACCAGCUCCCUCAGCCUGAAGCAAGAUGAGUGCCGCACCCCAUAUUUGCCUUAACUGUCCAGGGGUCCCUUACCUUAGAUCUCAUGUAUUUGAAUGACUGGACUUUGACAGAUACAGUGCUCAUGCUAAGAAGCUGCCGUAGGUGGUUUCUCAUCUGCUGCAAGUGGUUUUUGCCUUAAGAUGCCAGAUGAUAACUGUUCCAGUCACAUGUUUGUAGCCGUCAUCCUCCAAAUUCACUUAACAGCAUUAUCAAAGCUGACUAUGCCAACCAUCUUUUUUGGGUGGAGACAUACAUGCAAAUCCAUGUUUGUGCAGCCAGUUAAAGUGUAUGGAAUCUGUAGUUUGGGUCCAAUGGGUUAAAAUAUGAAGACUUUUGUUUUAGCUUAUUUUAAUUUAAUUUAUACAUUCCUUUCCCACAGUGUACCAUGCCCAAAGCGACUUACAAUAGAUAUCAGAACAAUAGAUAUAAGGUAUCUAAUAGAUAUCAGGUAUCUAAAAGAAGAGGGACGUGGGUGGCACCGUGGGUUAAACCACUGUGCUGCUUGGGCUUGCUGAUUGAAAGGUCGGCAGUUCGAAUCCCUGCGAUGGGGUGAGCUCCCAUUGUUUGGUCCCAGCUCCUGCCAACCUAACAGUUCGAAAGCAUGGUGUAUGUAACCCGAGGUACCACUGUAUGUGAUAGCUUCCCUGUUGUGCCCAGUUCCAGGGCAUCUGUCUGUUAAACAGAAUAUUGUUUGUUGGACAGAAUAUUUAGGUAAAUAUACACUUUUGAACCCAGAACAAAAACAACACUUUUAAAAAAUGACUUCCAUCAUGAGCUGUAGGGACUUGUUGGGGUUUCUUAUUUGUUUGGAUUGUUUGUUUGACAAGUGGAUUCUGUUUCUAGGAAUUCAACAACUGGACCAAGUAAUCAAUGUGCUGCUCACCACAGGCAUGUUUGUUGGGGGAUUCCUGGGCUUUAUCCUCGAUAACACUAUUCCAGGUAGGAAUUAUAAUAAUAUCCCAGCUUCCUUAACUAUAUUCUAGUGUUCAUUGCUAAUGCGCAGUUGCACAGGUAUGUCUGCCUUUGGUUGCCAGAGUUUUGGGGCCCCAGGUCAUUUUCAGAAUAAAUCUGAGCUCCAGUCCUGAUGGCUUUAAAAACCCAGAGAUCUUUAGCUUUCUAGCCACUGCCUCUGAAUCAGAAACACUGGAGCUCUUAAAACAUUAGCUUAACAGAGGAGAACCUGUUUUUCCAUGAGAGGCUCUGACGUGGCUGGGUCAUGUUUAAAUGACCCAACCACAUGCAGGCGUAGGCCCUGACCACCGAGUCAGCAACAUAUUGGGAGCAGAGUGCUAGUUCCUUGGGGAAAACUAAUCAUGCAGUUGGCUUCCCAAUGCUUGGCUGGGUCAUUUAAAAGUUACCCUACAAGAGAGCCGCUCUCAACACAGCUGGAGUAAAAUUUAAAGGAGCCAACUCCAGGUUUGGGAGGGGGGACUUUUGUGUGGUCAUGGGGCGUCCAUCGUUAGGGCAGUCAAUCCCUGUCCUCUGGCCCCUGGAUGAACAAUAUUCCGCAGAUUUCAAGCUUUCAUAUAUAUAUUUAAGAGUAAGUUUCUAGCAUUUGUAGAACAUGAGAGAGGAGGCAAAAUGGACAGGUAUUUUUGUGACCAACUAACCUGCUUUCAGCGUCUUAUUUGGCCACUGCCACCCCACCCAGAUAACUUUCUGUAGUGGAUCAUGAAUGUCAACAGUAGCCGUGAGGGUGGGGAGUAUCCUGAGCAAUGCUAUGCCAGGGGCAUUGUGGGAAAUUAAAAUGGCAGCUAUACUCAGCCACCUGGUGCCUCUCAGAUCACUAGACUGGGGAGAAAAUGGCGGGAAACAUUGGCAGGCCUUGCCAGGCUUUUGCAGCUGUGUCAGGUGCUGUGCUGUCCCUGAAAGCACUCUGCUGAUUCAGUACAAUUGUCCUCAGUGUUUUGAUUUGAGGAGGCCGAGGGUGUGGCCGCUACACAGAUUGGGAUCAGGGAGGUUUCUUUUUAGGGCAAGCCUUGUGGGUUCUGAGGGCAAAACUGCACUCAUGUUUUGCUUUUUGUAGCAGAAAGUCACAGUCAAAACCACUUUACAGGUUUAUAGUGGCAAUUAGCAUGACAGAGCUUGUGUUUAUAAUAUAUUCAGUAUACUUCAGUCAUUACACCGUGCCUUGCAUUUUACCCAUAUUCAAAAAGAGUAUGAGAGUUACAUUCCUGACACUUUUCAUAUUUUUGUUAUAACUGGGAAGUUGUGUUGCAAGAACUGAUGCUUAUUGUGAAUGGCUUCUAUUUUUUCUUAUACUCUAAAAUGACUGUUGUGUUUGUGUUUAUGUGAGAUUCAUACUUUUUGUGGCACUCUAUAGGAUGCCCUUUUCUAUUAGUCUCUGCUAACAAUUCUGUUUUCCUUUGGUAGGGAGCUUGGAAGAGCGGGGACUCCUGGCAUGGAAAGAGGGUUAUAAGGCGGAAUCUGACGAUACUGUGAACACCUCGGAUGUCUAUGAUCUACCCUUCGGAAUAGGUUCUAAGUUCUGUGCUGCUGACUGGUUUCAGUACCUCCCAAUGUGCCCAAAGCGGCCAGCCAGAAACAAUGCAAAGGAGCGCAAUAAUUAUGCACAGGAGAACAAAAGCAAAUUUAAUUCAGAAAAGGACACAGAAAUAAACAUCGACACGAGAAUAUAAGACUGCAUCAGUAAACAAACUUGACUUGCUAAGCCAUUGAAGCAACAUCUUCCUUUUUUCUGGUUUCUUAUCAACGAGACUGUGGCUGUAGCAAGAGACUAAGUUCUGGCAAACGACUCCAUAAUUUGCCAUCAGUGCAAAUUGGCCAUGUGUGCCAAUUUCUCUGCUGCAAGAAUACAGUGCCAGUUUGAGGGACAGCCUGGCUAGGGAGCCCAGCAGCACCCAAGACAAGAAAUUGUUUUCCUGUCUACCGUGGGAAACUCUUUUCCUGAAAAUUGAAUCCGUGGUUCUUGAGUUUCUGAGUAACUAGACAAGCUAGUUCCAAGGAGCAAAGCUGCUGUCCUAGGCUUCCUUAAAUCCAGCCUCAGCUUUUGUCUCUGAUCAUGUUCAGUUGGCCAGACUGCUUAAUGUGUGUAUCACAAUACUUUGUUGCUCCCACACCUUUUAGUCUUCGGCUUUGUUGAGUCCAUAAGUAUGGGGAACCUGUGGGCCGUCAAAUGUUGUUGGACUCCAUUAGCCAACAUGGCCAGUGGUCAGUAACGUCGGGAGUUGUAGUUCAACAACACCUGUGUUGUUUGCUACAACAGGCUCCUGAAUUAAACUGGGGCUUCCAAAGUCUAUAAAAUAGUUCUAAGCUGCUUUUAGGCUUUCAUGGAAGUCAGUGACUUCCAUGUGAGAAGCCACACAGAACAAGAUAUGCUUGAUCUUGAUUAUAUUCAUAAAAUGUUGUACUUUGUUUUUUAAAUCUAUCCUAAAGGAAGGAUUCAAUAAACUUUCCUCAGGGAUGGACUCUUGAUCAUCUUCCUGUGUGUAUAUAACAAGAGACCUCUUAGGUUUACUGUUGGCAUUAUCCCAAAGGGCCUUCUGUCUAAGAUACACAAAGCUUUAAUUGUGGUAGACUAAGACUAGGGCAUUCACAUUCACCUUUUUUGAAAAAACUUUUGGAAAGCCAAGUUUCAUUCUGGUGACUACUGGGAUGACUCUCCUAUACAGUGUUGAGGCCCAAAUAAAACUCUGUGCCUCUGCCAAAUUCUUAGGGCCGUUCUCUAUUUCUGUUGAAAUUCUCCUUGCUCAAAAUAUGCCCCAAAUACAUAUCUGGUAUUUUUAGGCCAGACAGGAUGAAUUUCCUUUACACUUAUGUGUUGUUUCUUUCCAUUUCUGCCUAUCUGUUCAUACUACAGAGCUCUUUUGCCGUUGCCUCCUAUCUGCACAGCUCUCCAUUUCCACUUUGCUGAUCCUUCCUCAAUUUCUCCCCAUGUUCAGGCUUUCACAAUCCCAUCUACACUCACUUGGUAUUUACCUGAAAACACUGUGCAUUUUACUGGGCAAGAGCUGUAUACAAAUUAUCCUACUACACCUGAGCCGCAGACAAAAGUAUUUUAAUUGCUCUUUUGACAAAAGAGUUUGUUUGUGUUAGUCACAAGCUUGCACGGUGCAUGCCCCAUUCUUCUCCUACUGUGUGGUAGUGUCUGAUAAGCUUUAACAUCAGCAUGGGCUGUGACUAAGUUUCCUGCCUACCUUUCUAUCCUUUGCUCUUACAUGGGUGUUUUUAUGUGGUUUCUCGGUAUCAGCCACUUAAGAUGCCCUACACAAGGUCUUACAUAAGAUUGUAUUUGUAAUGAUAUAUGCUUGCUCCAUGUGUUCAGUUGUCCUGACUCUGUCAUGGGAUUUUGCUUACAUAUGCUUAGUUCAGCGGUGGCUGAAUUUGUGGCCCUCCAAUUGUUAUUGAACCACGACGCCUAUAAACCAUUGGCUGAUGGGAAACUGCAGGUGUGGAUUUUCUGGUCUGCUCCAGGAACAGCAGAUGCAAUCUGUCAGCUCAGCUGGAGGAUGGAAGGAUUCAGUUCUACCACAUGCGGAACAGAUACAUGAAGUCCCUACUGCUUACAAGGCUAGCUGUUGCAUGUGUGCACUUUUGAAUGAGGGCCACCAGUCACAUAGGGAUCAGAAGCUCCCAUUCUACAGUAUGCCAGUUGGUGACAGGUUUUUUAAAAUUACUGUACCUCUUAAAAUCAACCCAGCAGCAACUUUUAUUUUUUAAUAGAAGUAUUUGCAAAACACCUCGGGUGGCACAUAAAAGCAUCUUGGGUACAGCACUCAUCCUCUCUCGCACACAAGACAAAUCCUUGGCUCCCAAGUUGCUCCUCCAUUCUUGUAAGGGGGUGGGAGAGGGUGGUUUCUGUCAAAGCCGCCUCCAUCGACAGCCCUCUGUACCAAAGUCCAGGCCAUUUUCAAGGGUCUAUCAGUCCUAAGGAGCAGAUCUUGGGGGGGGGGGGGGCAGAGGCAGGAAAGCAUGGCGUGCAGGAGGGCAGCUGCCCCCCCAUAAUUAAAAUCAAUACAAAUUGGAGGUUCUGCCCCCUCAACAAAAGCCUGCCUCCCCCACAAAAAUUCUGGCUAUGCCCAUGCAGGAAAGCCUUGUUCUGUGAACAUGAACUCUGUUCUAUUCUUGGGAAGCUAGGACUCAAGCUAUCAUCUUUCCUAAGAUGGCAUCUGCUGUGCACAUUAUCUAAAUUUUGAAGACAAGCAUUUUUCUUCAAAGCGAUUAUUUUAUCCUCAUGCUAGUGUGUGCAAAUUUAACCAACCGUGUAAUUAAGAGAUUAAAACUUAGUUGGGCGACACUUUUUACCACUUCAAACCACUUUUUGUAUACAACACUGUGGGUGAAGUGUUAACCCUGUAUUAACAAGCUCUACCCCACCCAAUUUGCAUGCUUUUAAUUUCACCUUCUCAAUGUGCCAUUAAAACAGAUUAUCCUAUAUUGUGGAUUUGACAAUCUUGUAUGAAAAAAAUGCUCUGUACACAAGCAAACUCUGUACUGAAAAAUAAAUAAAUCAUGAUUUUUU